Molecule: messenger RNA, 1325 nt
Organism: Zingiber officinale
Lineage: Eukaryota; Viridiplantae; Streptophyta; Magnoliopsida; Zingiberales; Zingiberaceae
Product: NAC domain-containing protein 100-like
Exons: 3
Coding region: 88-1026 (312 amino acids)
Biological process (GO): regulation of DNA-templated transcription
Molecular function (GO): DNA binding
Source: RefSeq, a predicted model, not a curated record
AUUAAGUUCUCAUGCAUGAAUGCAUGCUAGCUCUUGAUCUCACGAUCACUCAUUAAUUAGUACUCUCAGUUCAGCAAGGUGGGUGCAAUGGAGGAUCUUCCUCCGGGGUUUCGAUUCCACCCGACCGACGAAGAACUCAUCACCUACUAUCUAAUAAGGAAGGUGACUGAGUUCGGCUUCAUCACGCGAGCCAUUGCCGAUGUCGAUCUCAACAAAUCCGAGCCUUGGGACUUGCCAGGGAAGGCAAGCAUGGGAGUGAAAGAGUGGUAUUUCUUCAGCAUCAAGGACCGAAAGUACCCGACCGGAUUCCGAACCAACCGAGCCACCGCGGCCGGCUACUGGAAGACCACAGGCAAAGACAAGGAGAUCUACCAAAACGGAGGCACCCUAGUGGGCAUGAAGAAAACUCUAGUGUUUUACAAGGGGAGGGCUCCCAAGGGCGAGAAGACAAGUUGGGUGAUGCAUGAGUACAGACUCCAAACCAAUUUGCCCUUGUACAGACCAAUGAAGGAGGAGUGGGUCGUGUGUAGGGUUUUCAAGAAGAACAACAUGGCGAAGAAUCCACAGCCAGACUCCCCGGCAUUGCUCGGCUCUCCCUACAGUAGUGCCAUGUCGAUAAACGAGCUCGGAGAAGUCGAUGUCUCAGUCUUGCAGGACCUGGUCAGCUCGUCGAGCUCCAACCCUACUGUGCAAUUGCAAACGGGUUAUGACCCGAACGUGCACAACAAAGUGGACGUGAACGCGUACUUGAGCUGGGUCAUGGCUAGCCAGGCCAAUGGUGGACUGCAGCCUUCACUUCCAUGGGGAGCAACAGGGCUGGAGUUCACCCCAAACCCUGCAAUUGUAUCAGCAUUAGCACCGCAACCGGAAGCCGAUUUGAACUCUUUCGCGGCGCAAGGCGACGGUCUACUCGGAAACAGCUUGAGGUUGAGCUUCCCUGGUGUUGCUUCAUCAGGAGGUUUGGAUUGCGCACAGCAACAGCAAGUGCAGUUAGUGAACCAGGAAACACUUUGGAGAGCACAUUAAUUACUGCUAUAUAUGAAGUAUAAGAAAGUAAAUGUGGGAAUAUGUUCUUGAUAGUUUAUAUAUAGCCAAAAUUUGUGGGGGAAAAAACAAGUCUUAUACGUUCUAGGCCUGUAUCUGUAUGCUUUUAACUAUAAGGUAAACAUCUCUGUAAGGUGAGUUAUUAUAGAUUGAUCAUAUGUGAAUGUAGUGAGAGAGGAAAUGAAUUGAUGCAGUCAAAAGUUGAAGGAAGAUCAGUAACCACAAUGUGCUAUUCCCUAGUAAUUAAAUGUAUUAAUAAUGCAGUACGAAAACAAAAACAA